GUCGGUGGCUUUGUAUCAUUUAUGGGGACUACGGGUCAUUCCCUUUAACCAUCCCGGUUUGCCUGGGGGAGCGAGCGUUCUGCCCCUGUUCUGGGCGUGGACGUGGACCUGGAUCGGGAACUGCGCGCUGCGAAGCGUGCUGGGGACUAACCUCUUCCUCGGAUUCCGCCUCUCCACGCCCAUUUUGGGCACGACCGUGGUUUUUGAACUUGCCCGUUGAGCCCAACUGUCCAGUGCUUAGGGUGGGAAGCCUCCCAAGUAGAGGAAGUCCUUUGAGUCGCCCGAAGCCUUUUGGUGGGCGUGGGGGGUCUGCAGCGGCACCGCCUCCGCCCCGCGUGGCGCGGGCUCCCCGCCCGCCAGCUCUGCACCCCUGGCCCGCGAGAGGAGCGCGGACACCGCGCCAGUUGUCCCCACGCCCCGGGGCGCGCCCCCCGCCGCCGCGCGCGCCACUUCCUGAGCGCGCCCCGGGCCCGCGGCCCCGCCCUGAGGCCCCGCCCGCGGCAGCUGCGGGCGGCUACAGAGGGGCAGGUGCCUCCGCCGCGCGGUCCGCCGCCUUCCAGCCCGCCGGCCACAGCGCCGGGCCUUCACGGCCCCACUCCCGCCAAAUGCAGGCCGUCGCCCUCCCCGAGGAGAUCCGUUGGCUCCUGGAAGAUGCUGAGGAGUUCUUGGUGGAGGGCUUAAGGAAUGAGAACCUCAGUUCUGGUGCAAGGGACAACAGGGACCAUAUUCUACGAGGUUUUCAGCAAAUAAGAGCUAGGUACUAUUGGGAUUUUCCACCCCAAGGGGGAGACCAAGCUGAAAAUUUUCUUGUACAGGACAGCUCCGACGAUAACCACAGUGGAACUCAUGGUCCUUCUCUCACAUCAGAUGCACCUUUUUUGUCAGAUUAUCAGGAUGAGGGAAUGGAAGACAUCACAAGAGGAGCUCAAGAGCUUGAUAACAUCAUUAAGCAAGGAUACUUGGAGAAGAAAAGCAAAGAUCAUAGUUUCUUUGGAUCAGAGUGGCAGAAGCGAUGGUGUGUUGUCAGCAGAGGCCUCUUCUACUACUAUGCUAAUGAGAAAAGCAGACAGCCCAAAGGGACCUUUCUCAUUAAGGGCUACAGCAUACGGAUGGCCCCCUACCUGCGAAAAGAUUCCAAGAAAGAAUGCUGCUUUGAGCUGACCUGCCAGGAUAGGCGCAGCUAUGAGUUUACAGCUACUAAUCCCACUGAAGCCAGAGACUGGGUGGAUCAAAUAAAUUUCCUGUUAAAGGACCUGAGCUCCUUAACCAUCCCCUGUGAAGAGGAGGAAGAAGAGGAAGAGAUGUAUGAUGACAUUGAUGGCUUCGACGCCCCACAUUCUGGUUCCCAGUGCAGACCCAUCACCUUGCCUGGGAAUCUGGGGCCAAAAGAGCCCACAGAGGGGAAAGAUGAAGAUAUUUAUGAAGUCUUACCAGAUGAAGAGCAUGACCUAGAAGAGGAGGAGAGUGGCACUCCACAAAAAGUAUAUCAAACCUCUGACCAAGGAAGAGCUUGAAAGAGGUUGUUUUUGCUCUGAAACUGUGAGCAGCCUCAGCCAGAGGAGUCCAUGUACAGUAAAAUGGUUACUGAUAAGCUUCCAUCUCGGAGGCACUUUUUCCACCCCAGUGCCUGCCAAUGGAGUGAACUUACACAAAAGCAGCAGAGAGAAGCCACAGAGGUGUUUGCAGCUCUUAUUUUUUGAAACCUUAUUAUUUUCCAAGAGCAAACGUGAGUUGAUCAUCAGCCAGCUACAAUUUUGGCACAAUGGAAGAAGCACAAGAGGGAAAAAUCAGAAUCUGUGAGCGUCCUGCACUUCAAGAUCAUACUUAUAAUGUUAAGGACAGCAGUAAUUUCAAAACAAAAUUAAAGAGCUAUGAAAAUAAGCAAAUGGUAUUAUUGUUCAGUUGCCCUUCCAGUUCUGGUGUCAUAGUCAGUUCUUUGUGCUUUUCCUUCUGAAAUAGUUCAUGAGGCAUCAGACUGAGUCUGCUUUAGUGGACUGAACACAGUAGCCUUCCUGGCCUGGCCUAGAGAACAUUUCAAGUCCCUUCCAAUAGGCUACUGCUUUGGCCUUCUCUGUCCAUUUCUCAUGCACCCAUGUUCUAGCUCAAAGGUGAGCUUUAUCUGUCUUCUUGUGUUGUCUCUCCUUUCCAUAAUUGUUAAAUAAUUGUGCCCAGUGGCAGGCCUCAUUGGCACAGUUCUUUGGCUCAUCAGAAAAAUGUAAACAACAUGCUGACCUGCCUUUAGCAUAUUUUCUUUGGUCAGAGCUUGAAUUCUGGAGCUACCCAGUGCCUCCCAAACAAAAGCCCAAGGUGACAUGAACUCUGGAAGGCACACAGUUAAGCUCUGUUUGUGCCUAAGGAUCAGGAGAGGAGGAAGUUGUCCUGGUCCUUUUACUGUGGAACUCUCAACAUCAUAGAGGCACAUCUUCAGAUAUUGAUUCUGUCAACAGGAGCACCAACUUGGCCUCAGUUACAGGAGAAAUGACUAUCACUGGUUAUAAGGAACUUGGUGUGGAAAGACAAAUGCUUUGCAAUAAAUACCUAGAAAAGAGAAAAACAAUAUAUUUUUUACUUGGUCUGUUGCUAUUCUUCCUAUGACAUUUUGUUUGCUUGGAGCUUAGCUUCCCUUACAUGAGAUGGAGAAAAUAAGAUGCUGCCCUUUUUUUUUUCCUCUAGAAAAAGUCCUUCUCAGCUCUGCUAGCAAUUUAAAUGCAGUGAUCAUACCCAUUAGCUUCUCUAUCAUUGUAAUUGUUGUUAAUUGUUAUAACUGUUUUAGUUAUUAGUGGUGUCAUUAUUGCUCUAGGUCCUCUGUCUGUUUUAUGCUGAAUAUAUUAGUGCUUUGCUUUUGAAUUACCAGGCUUUAUUUAAUGCAGAGUUACGUUUUUUUGGAGAGACAUUGAGAAAUGCUGGCAUUAAGCUUUAUUCUUUUGUUUUUCAUUCCAAAUGGACAGACUGGAAAAAAAAUAAUUAGAUGGAAUAAUGUCCUCAAAAUGAGAAAGAGGAUGUUCUGAAUUAAUUAAAUGGUCAGAAUGCUGCACCAUUUCUGACUUCAGACUGCUGCCGGAGUAGUGUAAACCUAAAGGAACCUUAAUCCAGCCCACAGAGACAAGCCGCUCUCUCAGGUUCCCAGUCCCUCACUGAUCAAAAGCCAUCAAAGUCUCCUCAUGCAUUCACUUGUUUAUUGAAUGAGCUGGAAGUUUAGGGAGAAGUCGGACUGGUCCUGCAAACUUUCAGGCCUUCAAACUCUUCCUGGGGGGGCCAAGCUUCAGGAAUGAAGCCCUCCUCACCGUUACCUCUUCCCUCUUCCAGGUAUUUAAAUAACACCCACACUUGGUCAGAUUCUUAUAACACAAGUAAAGCUUGGGGGAAACUCUCCAUGACCUGUCAGAGGUUAGAUUCCCCAUUAUACAUAGCACCCUCAACCUCUCCUUUGAAGGUGUAGCAUAAUCAUAAAAAAAUAAUGCAUGAGUCUGUCUCGCAGUGCCUCCCCUACUGGAUGGUAGCCCUAAGUGCAAGGGCUGUAUGGCCAAUACAGAAUUCCCAGCAUCUAGCACAGUCCCUGGCACUUGGUUGAUGCUGCGUACAUGUCAGUUGAAUGCUGAGGAAUGAAUGUAAUGAAGCUGUGUGCACACAGACACAUGAAUGCAAAUCACACAUAUAUUAAACAGGGCGUCUGCAAUACAGAAGCCAGUCUCAUCUAACUCAGGAGUUCCUCCUUAAUACCAGUACCUCUGUCUAGACAGCAAGUCCCUGUAGUUAGUUCUUCAGUUGGCUAUUUUUCAGAGCUGUCCUUCCAUGGUUCUAGUUCUGAUGAUUUCAGUUCCUUGAUUCUCGAGUUCUUUUUGGCCUUUAGCUUAUGAAGUACUGAAGAUAUUUUCUAUCUCUGUUUUUCCUUGAAAGGCAUUUGUUUUCUUCCUAGCUCCUUGCUUUCCUUGGGAUCUAUUGUGCUUUUAGAAUACACAGUGUUCUCCCAGGUGUCUAACAUAACCAAUAUCAAGUCACCUUUUACAUAUAUACCCAAAAGGUACUCAUAAUCUUAGGGCUAUCCCACAUCCAGGACUGUGGGGAGCAGUACCCCUCAGUGACUAUCUGCUAGGCCAGAAAAAGCCAAGAUAACUUUGUCAGUCUAUCAUGAUUUCAAAAUUGUUUUAAAAAUCUAUUUUUAUUAAGUGAUUUUCUCUACCGUGUAUAAAUCCAUGAAGAAUACUGACAUCAAUAUACUUUCCAUUCCUAAUUUUGUCAAAAUCUUGGGGUGAUUAAUCAACUAAAAAUGCAUUAAUAGAUCCUCUGGGAAACCAUUUUCACUUUCCAGGGACUUGUCUUUAUUAUUUCAUAUACUGAUACAUAAAAAAAAUAAGCCUUGUCUUUUCAAUAGUUAGCAUUUUUCUCCCAGUGUAUUUUUCUUCCAAACAUAUUUUUAACUCUGUGGCAAAAUGUUUCCAGUAUAGUUGUCUUGUUUGCUGCCCUUUGUUGUCUACUACAUAUAGAAACGAUUUUCUGUGUAAAGAAAACAUGCCUGAGUUUCUAUAUAAUUAACAUUGUCACUUCUGUUGGCAAUAUCUGAGUCUUAACUAAAUGUUUCUCCUCUGUUUUUGUGUGCUUCAAGAUUCCUACUGAAGUUCUUUUCCGGAGAUAUAUAGGGGUUUUGUUCCCCUGUGCUUUUAUUAUUUGAAUUGCUCAUGAGUUAGGAACAAGUAGAAAAAAGCAAAUAUAACAGGGCCUCUGUCCCCCCAUUGUCCACUUGCCCCCCAUCUAUUCCUACCCUCAGAGACUAACACCAUCAUUCUUCAUGGGAGGGUCAGGACACAUGAAGGGAAAAGUGGAAACCAAUAGAACAGGGUCCCCUGAAAUCACUUAAAUUUUAAUAUAACCCACGAUUCCUGACUCCCAGGAAUAGGAAUUUCGUCUUUGGUAGGUGCUUUGCUUACAGCUCCCAUAUAUAGCAUCCUAAGGAACGGGGAGCACUGCCACAUUAUCCCUGGUCUAGUGGGCAUUAGCUCUCCUGCCAUUCAAAUCCCCAGAUCUCUCCCACUUUGUUCCCUAGUGUUUAACCUUUCCGGGUAGAAGAAGAUCAAUACAAAUUCUUCAUUGUUAAGAAUCGAUGGCUGUCCCGUGGCAUCACUGCCACCUAGUCUCGCUGAGAAGCCCAGUAAAUCUCUCCAGCUGCUUCUAAAGCUUUGGUUUGUCGUUUUCAGUUGCUUUCAUUUUUAAUGCAGAUCACUUUGGUUUCUGUUCCCCUAGGGGCUUGCAGAUAAAUCUUGGCAGACAUGUUCAGGGUCUACAAAUGAGAUGCUGGAAAAGGGCCAGCCCACCCAGAAUUUAGUAGUAAUGAAUGAGACGCACCCCCCCCCCGGUUCCACUUAAAAGACUGGGCUCUUCGUUGCUGUAUUUAUUGGUGAUUACCUCACAGAGUACCUGGGUGGGAAGUGCCCAGGAUGAAGUUCCUGUGGAAAGGACGAGGCCGACACGUGAGACUGUGAUGCAGACACAUGCUGGCUGACGCCGCCUGUCUUGUAAAUAGGCAGAAGUCAGAGACUUAGCCCAUUCCUUCAAAUGCAUAGUGAAAAGAUGCACUGCAUGGUUUAGAUACCCUGGAUCAAGAAAGUUGGGCAGGAAAUCCCUUUGCUGCUUAGUCACAAACCAAGUGAAAAAUUACCUGCCUGAUUUUCUUUUAUUAAUAAAUGAAUGUAUUUUUCAUAUUAUUGAAUAGCAUCUGGCUAAGGGUGAUCUGUAAAUAUUUAAUGUUAGUUAAUGACCUUUUUCUCCCACAGUCCUUUGCUCUUGCUGAGUGUCUGCAUCUCAUCCCGACCCCCUUGAAUCUUAGGUUUUCUUGGGGCCGUAUCAGAACUCUGGUUUCCAUUUGUAGCAAAAAUGUCGGCUCCAUGGAAAAAGACAGUCCUUUUAACUUUUAUUUCUCCUCUCUU
Molecule: messenger RNA, 5921 nt
Organism: Manis pentadactyla (Chinese pangolin)
Lineage: Eukaryota; Metazoa; Chordata; Mammalia; Pholidota; Manidae
Gene: SKAP1
Product: src kinase associated phosphoprotein 1
Exons: 11
Coding region: 606-1514 (302 amino acids)
Cellular component (GO): cytoplasm; plasma membrane
Molecular function (GO): protein binding
Source: RefSeq, a predicted model, not a curated record